AAAAAAAAAAAGAAGAUAUCUUGAAAAAAAAGAAAAAAAAGAAAAAAGAUACAAGAUUUAUAAAAAAAAGGGACAUCAUAUUCAUCCAAGUAAGCCCUGAUUUGCAAAAGUACAAAGAGUUAUGCUAACGUUGGUUUUAUCUGUGUUAAAAUAGUAUGAUGAUGCCUCCUCAAAUGUCUAUGCAAAUGCCAUACCCAGGCAUGAACAUGAUGAUGGGUGGUGGCCCUGGGUUCAUUCCACGACCUACUGCCAAGGUCCAUAUCAAUCCCAAGUUUGCCGCCAUGCAGCAGCAAAAGCAGCAACAGCAAAAGCAGCAGCAACAGCAACAACAACAACAGCGAUUACAACAGUAUCAACACAUGCAACAGAUACAGAUGCUGCAACAGCAACAACAAUUCCAACAGCAACAGCAGCAACAACAAGGAUUCCGGCCACCCUCCAUGUCAACGACCGGAGACGUGACACAGGAUGAGAUCAACCGUCAACGCCAAUAUUUGCUUGAAUUGCAAAAGAAACGUCAAACUCAAAAGAACACUCCUACUACUACUACAACUACUACCACGGUUAGCAGCACAACAACAGCUGUGACGCGUGGAUCAUCUACAAACAACAGGAUGGAAUCAUCAUCAACGUCGCCAGUGGCACAAAAACAAAGAUUGGGUGGUAACGAGGACGAUAGAGGAAACCGUGACAACGAUGACCCUAAACCAUCCAUGACAAUUCGAGGUUUGGCCAACAAGGGGAUCACCAUCAAGGGUGCAGCAGCAGCAGCUACUCCUACUACUACCACUUUUGACCCACGUCAACGCAGUCCAGCAUCUUCAAGGGCAAGUGGUAACAUGGACCGAGCAUCAUCACAACAACAACAACAGUUAUCCAAAAGUAUCCUGGAUCGAAUCGCAUCUUCUUCUUUGGCGAAUACUGCAGUCAUGAGCCAUUUGAACGGUGCUAAUAGAAAACGACCCUCUCCAUCCUUUGAAAACCAACCCUCUGCAAAGCGAACUACUACUAACACAACAGACACGAUCCAAUUGCCAACAGCAGUCAUGGGUGGCAGUGGCCAUAAAUCAAACAAGUUGUUGAUAAAAAACUUGAGCGACUCGACGACGGAGGCAGACAUUCGACAGUUUGGUCAGUCUGUACCUGGAGGCAUAGCACACGUGGAACUGGGGAAACAGCAAGCAACAGUGACGCUCAUGGAUCCUGAAUCAGCCGUGUUGUUUCGUCGUAAAUAUAAUCGCACUGCUCUCAACGGAUCCCAUAUUGUCAUUUCAUUCUCUUGAAAAGAAUAAACUAUAUAAACAGCUCCCCUUCUUCCACACACACACACACACACUUCCUUUGCCUCUUUUUCUUUUAUAGUAAAUUAUAUAACAACGACAAUAAAAGACUUGUGCAUUAAGGAGAGAAAAACCAGGAUAAAAAUCCCG
This is a messenger RNA of Zychaea mexicana, 1430 nucleotides long. RefSeq lists its product as uncharacterized. Bases 156 to 1283 code for a protein of 375 amino acids. The record is from RefSeq and is a predicted model, not a curated record. Gene Ontology annotation, molecular function: RNA binding. Lineage: Eukaryota; Fungi; Mucoromycota; Mucoromycetes; Mucorales; Lichtheimiaceae. The transcript has 3 exons.